CACUCCAUUCAGAGUUACAGAAAACCCUUCCUAUUCCUAAAGUUUCACUUUGACGGCAGUUUAUAUUCUCUAGUGAGGCUACUCACAAAUCAAAUCCUUUGUGCCCUAAUUCCUUAAAUCGGAACUUCACCCUCCUUCGACCCAGUCCUUAAUUCCGAUCACCGUCUUUGUAGCAGUCGAUUAUCAGUUGGUUGGUGGGAACUCUGUUAUUCUGUUUUAUUGAAGAAGUUCAAACAAUGGAUGAUUGGGAGGAUGAGCAAAUUACUCCUCUUGAUCUUGCAUCAAAAGAUCCAGUUAAAAGUAAAUGGGAUGACGAGGAUGUGGAUGAUAAUGAUGUGAAGGAAUCAUGGGAGGAUGAAGACGAACCUGCUCCGGCACCUGCUGCACCUGUUGUAAAACCUACUGAAAAGCCUUCAAAAAAAUCCUCUGAUAAAGCUGCUGAUAAGAAGGGUAAGACAAUAGAACCCGUAAAGGAAGAACCAUUGGAUGCUAUGGCUGAAAAACUUCGCCAACAAAGAUUAGUUGAAGAAGCAGAUUAUAAGUCCACUAAGGAAUUGUUUGGUGGGGGAAAAGAUGAAAAGAACCUUGACACUUUCAUACCGAAAUCUGAAAGUGAUUUCUUGGAGUAUGCAGAGCUCAUCGCACACAAGCUUCGUCCUUUUGAGAAAAGUUUUCAUUAUAUUGGCUUGCUGAAGGCAGUAAUGAGACUAUCAAUGACUUCUCUAAAAGGGGCGGAUGCCAAAGAUAUUGCAUCUUCAGUAACUGCCAUUGCAAAUGAGAAGAUCAAGGCAGAAAAAGAUGCCAAUGCUGGUAAAAAGAAGACAGGUGGCAAGAAAAAACAACUUAAUGUUGAUAAGCCUGAUGAGGAUUUUAUACCUGCUGAUCGAUAUGAUGCUCUGGAUGACUAUGAUUUCAUGUGAAAAAUUUUUGUCCAGUUCAAUUCAGAUUCAGUUACGGGAUUCAACAUAGGACGUUGGGACAAGACCCUUCGGCAUACCCUUGUCAAAAGUUAAUGAGUGCUGUCCCGUAUUUUGUCUUAAUAAGAGUGUGCAUCAGUGUUUUGUUUUCUCAUCGUCAAUUUUGUCACCCCCAUAUACUUGGAAGUUAGUUAUAUGAUUUAAUAGAACUUAAAAAGGUUUGAAGAUGAACGUGGCAACAUUCAACAUUACCUUCAACUUGGGGACAUUUUAAUGUUCUUGGACUGUACGAAUAGAACUUGACUUUUUUUGUUGUUAAGGGAACUUGUCAUUGUCUUCUGUUAA
Messenger RNA from Vigna radiata var. radiata (mung bean), 1262 nucleotides. Its product is annotated as eukaryotic translation initiation factor 3 subunit J. Gene Ontology annotation, cellular component: eukaryotic translation initiation factor 3 complex; cytoplasm. Lineage: Eukaryota; Viridiplantae; Streptophyta; Magnoliopsida; Fabales; Fabaceae. The record is from RefSeq and is a predicted model, not a curated record. The transcript is spliced from 7 exons. Gene Ontology annotation, molecular function: translation initiation factor activity. The coding region runs from base 237 to 920 and encodes 227 amino acids.